This is a messenger RNA of Manihot esculenta (cassava), 1259 nucleotides long. Its product is annotated as protein TIFY 10A. Gene Ontology annotation, cellular component: nucleus. Gene Ontology annotation, biological process: regulation of defense response; response to wounding; regulation of jasmonic acid mediated signaling pathway. Bases 174 to 1004 code for a protein of 276 amino acids. NCBI's taxonomy places the organism in Eukaryota, Viridiplantae, Streptophyta, Magnoliopsida, Malpighiales, Euphorbiaceae. The record is from RefSeq and is a predicted model, not a curated record. The transcript has 5 exons.
GCUUCUUUAACUCAAUCAUUCAACUUCUAACAAAAAGAUAAGCCUCUCCUCUCUUUCUCUCUCUCCUCUUGCAGAGUCCAGGCACAGGGAGAACCAAGUCUAUUGGAUUUCGAUUAGUUAUCUAGCUUUUUGGAUCUGUUUGCUUAAGAUCUUCCUUUUUGCGAAGGAGAAAUAUGGCUGGCUCGCCGGAAUUCGUUGAGUUUGCUGCCCGGAAGGCGUCCAGUUUUUCGCAGACGUGUAGUCUGUUGAGUCAAUACAUCAAGGAGAAAGGUAGUCUUGGAGAUCUCAGCCUUGGGAUGCCAUGCAGCGGUGAAGGAAAUGGAAAUGGCACACCAGAGUUGCGUCAGGCGUCAACAACCAUGAAUUUGUUUCCAAUGAAUGAGAAACAAGUUGAUGUUUGCAGCAGAAACAUGGCUACUGCUCGGACUAAUGUUAGAUCCAUGGAUUUGUUCCCUCAACAAGCUGGCUUUGCUCCUUCUGCUCCCAAGGAAGAUGUGCAGAAGAGUCUUGACUCGAGUAUCAACAAGGCUGCAACCCCAGAGCCUCAAACUGCUCCAAUGACUAUUUUCUAUGCUGGACAAGUAAUCGUGUUCAAUGAUUUUCCAGCUGAUAAAGCUAAGGAGGUCAUGCUCUUAGCUAGCAAGGGAAGCUCCCAGAGCCUCACGGGGUUUCCUUCUGAUUCUGUCAAGAGUCAUCCUGAGGGUGACCCUAAUGUUGUUAAAGCUCCUGUUGAAUCCACCAAUCCAGUUCCUCCUAGCUCGAAUGCUAUUCCUAAUUUUGGCAAUAACUUGAUUCAGGAGCGUGUGCAACCUCCUUCUCGAUCCAUUGGAAGUGAUCUACCCAUUGCAAGGAGAGCUUCCCUUCACCGGUUCUUGGAGAAGAGGAAAGACAGGAUCACUGCAAGUGCAAGAGCUCCUUAUCAAACAGUUGGUUUAUCAGCCUCUUCAUCAAAACCAGCUGAAAGCAAGUCAUGGCUAGGCCUGGCUGGUCAAUCUUUGCAGUAGCACCAAUUGCUAUAGAUUUUUAGUUUCUGUAAUUUAGGCACUUUAUAUCUUGUUUUUGUAGCGGGUUGAAUCCUGCUGUUUCCUAAUGGUUGUUUUAAGCCUAGGCUUUUCUCAUGCCACCGUAGACCUAACUUUUUACCGGUCUUACUAUUAGUUCAUUCAUGUAAUUAUUUUUUUUUUUUUUCUGGACAAAAAGAAGGAGCUCAGCGGCUAGAAGAUAAUUUCAAUCUACUAAUCAACUCUCUUUUGGGUGCA